AUGAUGGGAACGUUUUCCUGCAGCACGAAUAGGACUGCAUUUUCAACGGUUUUACUUCAUGAGUUCAAACUUGGUCCAACGGCGACGGAGGCAACCACAAAUGUAAACAUGGCUUGGGGAGAAGACACUGCAUCGGGGCGAGCGGUUCAUCGCUGGUUUCAAAAGCUUGGAAAUGAAGACGAUUUUUUGGAAGACAAAAAGCGAGCUGGCCGACCAUCGCUAGUUGAUCACGAAGUUUUGACGAAAGCAGUUGUAAAGGAACGACGUCGUCUUUCGACUGAUCAAACCAUCACCGCACAGCCCUACUGGGAUCAAAUCCACGAAAUGUGCGCAAAACUGGAGCGCGCAACCAGCACUGGUGAAUCGCCAUGA
Molecule: messenger RNA, 372 nt
Organism: Ostertagia ostertagi
Lineage: Eukaryota; Metazoa; Nematoda; Chromadorea; Rhabditida; Trichostrongylidae
Source: the annotation of a GenBank genome assembly